Molecule: messenger RNA, 1074 nt
Organism: Beta vulgaris subsp. vulgaris (sugar beet)
Lineage: Eukaryota; Viridiplantae; Streptophyta; Magnoliopsida; Caryophyllales; Amaranthaceae
Exons: 1
Coding region: 1-1074 (357 amino acids)
Molecular function (GO): nucleic acid binding; zinc ion binding
Source: RefSeq, a predicted model, not a curated record
AUGAAGGUACUCACAGCUUGGGUACGUAUCCCGAAUCUAUCAGUCGAAUAUUUCGAUGUUAAUUUCCUUCAUAAAAUUGGCGCUAAAAUUGGGAAGGUCCUCCGUAUUGAUAAGAAUACGGCUCAAGCUCAAAGAGGGCAGUUUACACGACUAAGCGUUGAGAUAGAUCUAACAAAACCUUUAUUAUCCAAAUUUUGGUUAAAAGGAAGAAUUUGGCGUAUCCAGUAUGAAGGGAUCAUAAUGAUUUGUUUUAAAUGUGGGAAAUUGGGUCAUUUAGAAGAUGAUUGUUCUCACUCCAAGGAGAAUGAGAUGAACAGCCCUAUGACCACCACGGGAAACGCCAAUGACGGUUCAUCACUUGGUGUUGCUUCAGUCCAAUUGAUUCAGAGGCCUGAAGAUCAAGAAAACUUUGGGUCUUGGAUGCUUGUGAAAAAACCCGUCCGAAAAAAGCCGGGUCGCCCAGAGAAUCUGCCUGCGCAACCUCCAAAUCAAGCGCGGGUUCAAAGCGGUCCAGCCAAUCAAAAUGACCCUCCGCGCUCGAAAUUGUCUACACCUAAUUUACAGGCGCAAUCUAAGGAACAAGGAUCACGCGUUUCUAUAUUAGAAAAUCAAAUCUUAGUAGAGGAUAUUAAGAACGGUGAAGUAGCCCCCGCUAUUCCAGAUUUAAAUUCAAAUCUUGAAGCGAAUAUGGAAAUAGUGGAAGAACCGUUUCCUGCGGUGAAUUUGGGUGAUUCUCCCCCGCUUAUUCUGGGAAAUAAUAUGUUUCAAUUAGGAAAAGAUAUUCCUAAGAGUGACAAAUUUCCGAAAGUCGAACCGAAAGUUAAUUUAGGCAAGAAAAGACAACCCCAGAAGCAAAAAGAGGCCCUCAAACCGACUAAUCACUCUAUCUCAAAAUCCCCUGCAAGUCACGUUGGCAAGCCCUCUCUCGUAGGAAAAGAAAACCAAGCGCCAUCCCAUGCACUGACCCCUACACCCAAAACCUCUAUCUUGAAAACCAUCUUGGUGCCAUCUGAGGUCUCCCUUAAUGGCAACCCCCUAUUUGAACCUGCAACCAAUCCUGUUGGUGCCAUCUGA